Messenger RNA from Dromaius novaehollandiae (emu), 1762 nucleotides. It is a transcript of the gene NIPSNAP3A, whose product is annotated as nipsnap homolog 3A. The transcript is spliced from 6 exons. Gene Ontology annotation, cellular component: mitochondrion. The record is from RefSeq and is a predicted model, not a curated record. The coding region runs from base 153 to 917 and encodes 254 amino acids. NCBI's taxonomy places the organism in Eukaryota, Metazoa, Chordata, Aves, Casuariiformes, Dromaiidae.
UCGCAAACGGCGGGGGUGGGGCCGCCCGCCCAACUGCCGCCUGCCGCGGAGGCGAGGAGGGCCCGGCGCGCUGUCCCCGCCCGCCCUGCGGCCUCCGGCCCGCCCUCCCGCGCAGCCGCCGCCGAGUUCGCCUGCGCCUCGCCCCGCCAGCCAUGCUACUCUUGGGGGCGCUCCGCCGGCCCCUGGCCGCCUCCGCCGCCCGCCUGGCCCGCGAGAGGGCCCGAGCCCGCCCGCAGGUAUAUGCAUCCCUUGCUACAGGGCCCAGACAAGAUAAUGGCAUUUUCUAUGAAAUUCGCACCUAUGACGUUAAGCCGUCGAAGAUGAAGGAGUUUGUGGAAGUGAUCAAUCAGCAUAUUCACCUUCGCACAGCCCAUUCUGAGCUGGUGGGAUUCUGGACUGUGGAGCUGGGGGCAAUGAAUAAGGCUAUCCAUAUCUGGAAGUAUGAUAAUUUUGCCCACAGAACAGCAGUCCGGGCUGCAAUAGCCAAUGACAAAGAUUGGCAGGGAAAGCUCUCUCUAAUUCUCACCUGUGUAGAAAAACAACAUAAUGAAGUUGCUUAUCUGGUACCCUGGUGUCAACUUGGGAAGCCUCCAAAAGAAGGGGGAGUAUACGAAUGGGUUACUUUUCAGAUGAAACCCGGUGGGCCAGCUCUGUGGGGUGAAGCAUUUCGAGCAGCAAUCAACACUCACAUCAACACAGGCUACACUAAGCUGAUUGGUGUUUUCCAUACAGAAUAUGGAUUACUUAACAGAGUGCAUGUGAUCUGGUGGAAUGAGAGUCCAGACAACCGGGCAGCAGGAAGGCACAAGGCCCAUGAAGAUGCCAGAGUGGUAGCAGCUGUGCGGGAAAGUGUCAGAUUCUUGGAGUCCCAGGAAAAUAUGCUGCUGGUUCCUCUGCAUUGUUCACCACUGAAGUAGCCUUCUACUAAAUGAUGUGAGCAGUGGCAGAAAAGACACAAGACAGAAGUCCCAUCAGCAGGUACUAUCACAUGGAUCUUCAUACCCUUAUGAACUGAGCCAAUUGUUCUUCAGUUUGCGACAUGUGGCUGCAAAACACACACCUCUGGCAAUGUAAAUUACUAAAAUGCUAAAGAGAAGAGUUUAUUGUGAUGACCCUAGAUCCCCCAAUAGGAAUUCAAGUCAUAUCAGUUAUGGCAUGAAACUCGCCCUGCAGAUCCUUCAUUUUAGCCCCUGACUUCUUCAUACUUUUCUGUAUAGCAAGAUCACUAAUCAGCGCUAUAACAUAACAUGCUCUUUUCCAAGGUUACAACUGUGCAAUACUAUUUCCUUAAUGUAUUUUGGUUACUUUUGUAAUUGUUACAUCUGGGUUGUUACCUACCAGCUUAAGAAAGAAUGGUCCCACUCGUCAUUGUAUCCAAGGUAUUAUAUUUUGACCAUCUCAAUGGGAUGUUUUGUAGUGAUUCUUAACAGUGUAAAAUUUUGAUGCAAUUGGGAGUUAUGUCCAAGAAAUCAUGCGGUAGAACUGGUUAGACGAUGUUGUGAUGAACAUUUAUCUACUAGCUAAUUUUAGGUCAUUUCAACACUUUCAUUUUGAAUUCAGUAAACACUUUCUCAAAACUGUAGAUUACAAACAUAAUUUACUUUAAUUUAGCUAUUUUAAUACUUGUUUAAUGUGCUAAAAAUGAUGGGUCCUUCAUGUUCAAAUAUGUAUCACAAGCUCAGCUGAUACACACGUGCUUACAUUUUUUGAAAUACUUUUUGCCAGACUGUUAAAAGCCAAAUAAAUUUGUGUAAAGCACAAA